AUGGCCUUUCAGUAUGAUCAGUACCAACAACAAUCACAGUAUGGAAGUGGGCUGGAUAAUAAAACGACACUAUGGAUGGGCGAGCUUGAACCUUGGAUGGACGAAAGUUAUAUACGUCAAAUUUGGUAUCAACUAGGCGAAAAUGUUAAUGUUAAAUUUAUUCGGGACAAAUUCACUGGUGCAAAUGCCGGUUACUGCUUCGUAGAUUUUGUGAGUAAUGCUGCCGCGGUUAAAGCUUUGAGUACCGUGAAUGGAACUCUUAUCCCUGGUACCAAUCGGGUAUUUAAGCUUAAUUGGGCAUCAGGAGGCGGGUUAACAGAUAGAAAGGAUGACCGUGGUCCUGAAUUUUCGAUUUUUGUCGGUGAUUUAGGUCCAGAAGUGACUGAAUGGAUGCUUGUGUCUGUUUUUCAGCAAAGGUAUCCAACUUGCAAAUCUGCUAAAAUAAUGACUGAUCCAAUGACAGGCAUGUCUCGUGGUUAUGGUUUUGUUCGUUUCGCUGAUGAAGCCGAGCAACAACGUGCUCUUCUCGAGAUGCAGGGCUCUUUUUGUGGAAAUCGUCCAAUGAGAAUUUCUACUGCAACACCGAAAAAUAAAAGCGGCUUACCAGGCACAUUUUACCAGCAGCCAUCUCAACAAGCACCAAUUCUAAAUCAAUAUAAUGAUCCAAAUAACACCACUGUUUUCGUUGGUGGACUAUCAGGAGUGAACAGUGAAGAAGAGCUCAGAAGCUAUUUUCAAGGAUUUGGAGAAAUCACUUAUGUUAAAAUACCACCUGGAAAAGGGUGUGGAUUUGUACAGUUUGUACAUAGACAAAGCGCAGAAAUGGCAAUUAAUCAAAUGCAGCAUUAUCCUAUUGGUAAUUCGAGAGUUCGAUUAUCAUGGGGCAGAUCGCAGAAUGAUAAAACCGUUAUUGGCACUUAUCGACCGCAACAAACAAGUCCCUACAAUUCUCUUGGUGGUAUGACAUCAACCAAUUCUUACAGUGCUUAUACACCAACUACCCCAGUAAUCAACACACCCGUGACUCCAACUCAACCUCAAAUCCUACAGUCUAUGGCAGAUCCUUUGGAGCCGGUGCCAGUGCAACGUAUGAAUGAAAUUUUCAUUACUAGCAAAGAGGCAUUGCUUGAAAGAAUGGAAACAGAGG
Molecule: messenger RNA, 1147 nt
Organism: Dentiscutata erythropus
Lineage: Eukaryota; Fungi; Glomeromycota; Glomeromycetes; Diversisporales; Gigasporaceae
Source: the annotation of a GenBank genome assembly